GGAGGAGCGGCGGGCUGGGUGCGCGGAGCCCGCGGCCCGGGGCGCCGACGCCCCUCACUUGGACGCCGGGUCCGGCAGAGGCCACGAGCAUCCCGCGCAGGUGAUGAGGAGCCCUGGGCGCACGGGGCCACCGCCGCCGGACGUCUCCAUUGUUUGACCGCAGCGAGGGCCGCUUCUCCGGCAGGUGCUGCCCACGAGGGAUCCUCACCAGAGCUGACAGCGCUGCAACCAGGACGGCACGGCUGGUGUGCCGGGCACAAGGACAUCCCAGUGGGAGGAGGCUGGGGUUCCCCUGGGAGGAAGACCAGAGCUUGGCUGCGCUUGGGUUUGCACCUUGGGAGCUGCUUGGGGUGUUGACAACUGGGAUCUCAAAGUUGUGGUUCCCGGGAAGCGUAGUCUGUGGGUGUGCAUGCCACUGCGCCGUGAGCUGUGGCCCCGGGUAAGGGCAGUAUGCAGGCAGAGCUCGUGUUUAGGGACGCAGGCAGGGAGUGGCGCAGGCCGACCGCCCACUCGCCCUGUGGAGUGAGCCUGAGCUAGGCGGCCGCCAUGGCCGAGUGAGGGGCUGGGGGAGCUCGCCGUCAGGACGUUUCCCCUCCAGCCACGAUACCAAAUAGCGAAGAUGAUCUACAAGUGCCCCAUGUGCAGGGAGUUCUUCUCCGAGAGAGCCGACCUCUUCAUGCAUCAGAAAAUCCACACGGCCGAGAAGCCCCACAAGUGCGACAAGUGCGACAAGGGCUUCCUGCACAUCUCGGAGCUCCACAUUCACUGGCGAGACCACACGGGGGAGAAGGUGUACAAGUGUGACGACUGUGGGAAGGACUUCAGCACCACAACAAAGCUCAACAGACACAAGAAAAUCCACACGGUGGAGAAGCCCUAUAAGUGCUACGAAUGCGGCAAGGCCUUCAACUGGAGCUCCCACCUCCAGAUCCACAUGCGUGUGCACACCGGGGAGAAGCCCUACGUGUGCAGUGAGUGUGGCAGGGGCUUCAGCAACAGCUCCAACCUCUGCAUGCACCAGCGUGUGCACACGGGCGAGAAGCCCUUCAAGUGUGAAGAGUGCGGCAAGGCCUUCCGCCACACCUCCAGCCUCUGCAUGCACCAGCGUGUGCACACGGGCGAGAAGCCCUACAAAUGCUACGAGUGCGGCAAGGCCUUCAGCCAGAGCUCCAGCCUCUGCAUCCACCAGCGGGUGCACACGGGCGAGAAGCCCUACCGGUGCUGUGGCUGCGGCAAGGCCUUCAGCCAGAGCUCCAGCCUCUGCAUCCAUCAGCGGGUGCACACGGGCGAGAAGCCCUUCAAAUGUGACGAGUGUGGCAAGGCCUUCAGCCAGAGCACAAGCCUGUGCAUCCACCAGCGGGUGCACACCAAGGAGAGGAACCAUCUCAAGAUAGCAGUUCUGUGAGCCCUCCACUCAGUUCCGACUCCUAACACCCACAAGUGCCACUAGGAAGGAAGCCCUGUGUACCUGACGCAGCCCGGGAACUGUGCAGCAGCCCCUGGCGGAAUGCUCUGAGGCGGCGUGCGCUGGGUUGCCUCCUGGGUUCAUGCCAGGCGUAUGUCAUGACAUGGCCUUGACCGUGGUGUCCCUGUGAGUGUCCACCUGUUACAGGCGGCUGGGUCCCGGUCAGGGCUGCGUGUGGGCCUCCUGCUGGAAGCUGGCACAUGUGGAGACCGUGCAGCUGCAGGCAGUUCCUGGCUGCCCAUCGCUCACCCUCUGGCCUCUCCCCACAGGAGCUCCCAGCCCUGCCUCUGUAAUGGGGUGAUGGAGCCCACGGUUCUUCGGGGUUUCCACUGAUUCAGCCCGCAUAGCUUCCACAUGUCCCCGUCUGUCCUCACUGCGCCCCUUCCUAGGUGGCAUUGAAUUUCAGUCAGCCUGUAGGUGACCCCAACCCGGUCACUGGCCUGCCGGGGAAGCGCUGUAAUGGUGUGGAUCUCUAACCAGUCACUGUGCCCUGUCACUCAGAUGGACUGUCCAGUGGCCGCAUCACAUUUUUUAACUUGAAUUUUUCCAAACUAGCUGAAUGUAAAUAGGAAGAAGCAAGCCGAGGGGGAUUUAGUGCAUCCAGGACGCCCCGUUCCCCUCGCCCUGCGGGCCAUGCAGUUCUUGCUGACCGGGGAACCCCACUGAGCGCGGAGGGUGUGAUGUCUAGGAGAAUUUUCUGCAUGGGUGAGGGUGAUCGUGGGCGGCUACGUGUGCAGCGUUCCGUCCCCCUUGCCAGGGUUGCAGGCCAGUUUCCUCUGGGGCCUGGACAUCUGAUCAUCCACUCCUGUACUUAUUGAGCACCUGCUGGGCCAGCAACACCUGAGGGACGCGGCAGUGGCUGCUCAAGUGGCUUCCGGCACAGAAGAUGGGCUAGCAAGUACGUAAUGUAGUUUGAGGUAGUGGUUAAGUGGUAAGAAGAAAACUGGGGGGUGGGGCAGGGCGGGGGGCGGCAGUAGCUAGUGGUCAGGGAAGCCUUGGUGGGCACUCGCUCCGGCCCUGCCCUCGGUGGGGGACAGGAAGAAGAGCUGGGCUGGGGCAGUGGCUGCGGGAGAGACGCCAGCGCAGGCCUGCCCUGGGCCUGUUGGGUUGGUGGGUUUGCUGGGGUGAUGGUGGUGCAGGGACUCGCGGACUGUCCGAAGACCAAAGUCCCCAAAGACAAGAACAAAAUGCAUCCGUGUGUGUCACUUGGUUUCCUUUGCAUUCUGUUGUCGCUGGUUCCCCACGCAGUCCUUUUGCUCAGGAAGUCCUUGGGGACAUGUAGGCUCUUUGGAGCUCUGAGUGGGUGACAGUCCCUGGUGUCUGGACACAGGUGGGAUGCUGACGCAAGCCUUGGUUUUUCUCUUUGGAUUUGGAUUUCUGCUAAACUGGAGGGCAGUUUGUGUAACUAACACCUGUACACAGCAGGGGGAUGGGCUGAGCCACCAGUGGCUGACCUUGGUCCAGGUGUGCCCACUGGCAGUCCCUCCGCAGGCGGGUGCUGGCGCAGGGCCCUGCUGAAGCCCCUGCCAGGCCCAGUUGGCACAAGCGCCUUCUGACCCCUUCCCUGUGGUGGUAACUUGGAGUGUUUGAGAGAAACCUAGACUUGUAGUUGACGGCCAGCUGAAAAUAUCAUGGAUAGAAUUUUAGUUUUAGGAGAAAAUCCAUUUGAUUUCUAGCUUUCCUACGUUUAGGUAUGUGAGCUUGGGCGAAUCACUUCCUGUCUGGGUCUGAGUUCUCACACGAGGAGGCGGGCAGCCUCCGUGCUUUCCGCGUCUUCCCGCUAGUACUAGAGUUCUAUAUUUCUACAUAGUUGAAUUAUUUUAUCAUGCUGUUGCUGGGGAGUAUGACUAACACUUUGGAAGCUACUAAUUUUAUGUCAAGCUUUAAAGUCCAUAAUUGUUAUCUUCAGAAAAUAUUAUUUGACCUACAGUAUGUCCAAAUCAAUUUAAUAAAAUCACUUUAUAACAGGG
Molecule: messenger RNA, 3435 nt
Organism: Ochotona curzoniae (black-lipped pika)
Lineage: Eukaryota; Metazoa; Chordata; Mammalia; Lagomorpha; Ochotonidae
Gene: ZNF664
Product: zinc finger protein 664
Exons: 3
Coding region: 620-1405 (261 amino acids)
Biological process (GO): central nervous system development; regulation of transcription by RNA polymerase II
Cellular component (GO): nucleus
Molecular function (GO): RNA polymerase II cis-regulatory region sequence-specific DNA binding; DNA-binding transcription factor activity, RNA polymerase II-specific
Source: RefSeq, a predicted model, not a curated record